CUGGAGUACGGUCAGGCGAGGUGGGCGGGUGAGGGGGUCGUGUGUUGUAAUGACAGUGAAAUAGACGGGGGCGCAGACAGACGAGGGGAGCAGCACAUUUGAUGUCUGCCUGAGAAAACCCGUCGAAGAGGGGCGGGAAAAAAAAAGAGCGGAGUCGACAAUCUUGGAGCCGGCUUGCACACUGCAGUGCCUCUCCUGCGUCCUCCUGUUGGAGAGAGAGAGAGAGAGCGCUGCAGUACUGCGAAAAACGGAGAGAGGGAGGGGAGGGGAGAUAGGUACCGCACCGUCGCCUUUCCAUGCGGUCCGAGAAUACAGAGAGGGAGAGACUGGCGCAAGACUGCGGUACAGUUCCAGCAGAGAGAGAGACACUGACUUCGAGAGGCGCUGCAUCAACCCCCAGAGACGGUAGACAGGACAGAGGAGAAAAGGGUGGCUGGGGUGCUGCUUUUUUUUUAUAACCUUUUGUUGAUUUGCAUGGGAAAACGCCAAAAAAAAGGCGAUUUCAAACGGUUCAGCGGCUGAAAACUACUGGAUUUUUAAAGCACUGCCAAUUCUAGCAUUUGAAUUGGCAGGAGAGAAAGGGAUCUAUACCAUUUUUCAGCUGACUUCGACUUGACUUUCCCGUUGUUGUUUUUUUUUUUUUGCUGCACAUCAGUCAGGCAUCCGCUUUAACGGGGAGGCUGUCUGUCUUUCCGAACAGGUGACAGCCGGAGGCGCCUGCGCGUGUCGCGUCAGAAGGAGAGGAGACGCUGAAGUCCAGCCGGCGGCUCCACUGCGGCUCCGUGGCCGACGCGACUCCCAUCGCUCAUUUCGAAAGCUGCAGUCACAGCAGAUUCCGCGCCCCCCAAUCCCUCUCCCUCGCCAAGCAUUCAAUCCCCCCUAUCCCCCCGCCCCCCAAACCACCAACACCCCCUCCUCAUCAUCACCACCACCACCACUUCAUCCCCUCCAGAAUCUGGACGUUUUCUUUCUCCCACUCUGCCUCUUAAACUUCGUGUCUUCGAGCUUGCACUGAGCCAUCCGACAGACGGAUCUCAAACGCGAUGUCAGCCCCAGCUGCGGCCCCGGAUGCUGCCCCCCCUGCCGGGCCACCAGGAGCCCCAGGAGGAGAAGGAGGGCCCCCUGGGUCUGGCCCUCCCCCUGCCCCUCCCAACCUCUCUAGCAAUCGCAGACUGCAGCAGACACAAGCGCAAGUAGAAGAGGUUGUCGACAUCAUGCGAGUCAAUGUGGACAAGGUCCUGGAGCGUGACCAGAAACUCUCGGAGCUGGAUGACCGGGCCGAUGCACUGCAGGCCGGUGCUUCGCAGUUUGAGAGCAGCGCCGCCAAACUGAAGAGGAAGUACUGGUGGAAAAACUGCAAGAUGAUGAUUAUGAUGGGAGUGAUAUGUGCCAUUGUGGUGGGCAUCAUUUUUCUGUACUUCUUCACCUGAGCUGGACUCCAGAAGCCUGGACAGCAAAGAGUGGGAAGAAAGGAAGGAAAUAAGGAGAGAAGGAAAAGCACUGAAGGCAAAUCAGCCCCAUAUCCUUCUGAUUUCAAACACUAAUGUCUUCCAUACAUUUGUCAUCUGCUCAGAAAAACAGAUGCUAGUUUACACACAUUAAUGCCAUCUGCUUGGUUUCCUCCAGUUCUCUCAUCUCACUGUGUCUCCUGUCCUCAUGUGCGCUUAUUACUGAGGGAUUCUCUGUGAUCUCGUCUCACUGUGCCUCCUGUCCAGUUGUGUGUGUUUAUUACUGAGGAAUCCCCUGUGAUCUAUUCUCACUGUGUCUCCUGUCCUCAUGUGCUUAUUACUGAGGGAUUCUCUGUGAUCUCCUCUCACCGUACCUCCUGUCCAGUUGUGUGUGUUUAUUACUGAAGGAUUCUCUGUCAUCUCCUCUUAUUGUCUCUCCUGUCCUCUUGUGUGUGUUUAUUACUGAGGCAUUCUCUGUGAUCUCCUCUCUCUUACUGUGUCUCCUGUCCUGCUGUGUGUUUAUUACUGAGAGAUCCUCUGUUCUGUCUUCUCAUACCUUCUAGUGUAAUGCCAUAUAGUAAUUAUACCCAAUACUAAGAAAUUACACCCCUACCAUAAACAUGCAACAGAGGAUACUAUAUACUGUACGUACAGAGAGAGAGGACAUGAGAAGGAAUCUCUAAAAUGCAUAUGACAGGAUAGGAGUGACAGUGAGAGAGAAAGGAGAUAAUAUAGAACCCAUCGGUAAUAAGCACACUAACAUGACUGAUACAGAUAGUGAGAAAGUAACUGGAAAAACCGAGCAGAUCAUUCAUAAAUGUCAGAAUUUCAUUAGAUCAGUGCUUUUGCACUAACUUUUCAAAGCUUGCUAACUUUGUAAAUGAUGGGCAAAAUAGCUCCAAAAUACUUCUGAAACUGUACUCCUUUAUGCAAAAAAAAGAAUACUUAAAACACUUUUAUGAAUGUGUACCUGGAAAUUGUAAUUGUGCUUAUUUUUUAAAUGUUUGUUUUUGUACUAAUGUACUCAUUGUUUGUUUAUUCAUUUAUACAUUGUCUGAGAGACUGCUUGGAUAUUGUUCUUUAAUUUCUUUAUUGCCCAAUAUAUAUAUGGUGAUUCCCAGUGACAGAACUUCAUUUUCACCUGAUGUGCACACAUACUGUACUGGAAGCAAACACAGACAUACAGGCACUUGCUGGUGAGACCAUGUAUCUCCAAACACUCAUUGUGGAUAUCAUUGUUGGACACACUGUAUACACACACACACCUGGAGUCCAGACUCUUAUUGAACACACUGUAUAUACACACACCUGGAGUCCAGACUUUUAUUGGAGACACUGUAUAUCGAACACAAACCUGGAGUCCAGACUCUUACUGGAGACACUGUAUACACACACCUGGAGUCCAGACUCUUGUUGGAGACACUGUACACACACACACACCUGCAGUCCAGCCGCUUAUUGAACACACUGUAUACACACACACACCUGGAGUCCAGACUUUUAUUGGAGACACUGUAUAUACACACACACACACACCUGGAGUCAAGACUCUUACUGGACAUCCUGAAUAUAUACACGCCUGGCUUACAGACUUAUGUUAAAGACAGUGUGUAUACACAUCUGGUGUAUAGAAAUUUCAGAGAAAAAAACGAUCCACUGUAUAAGCUGGGCAUAGUGCUUUAGCGUUGUUUAAUUUCUGAGCUGUGAUUUUGUGGAUGUUUGUGCUAUUGAGUGGGCCAUCAGUCUGUGUUGAGUUCAUGCUCUCCCACAAAACCCCUCUUUCAUAUCUUCUCUCCCUUCUGUUUCUCUGAAAGAUGUGUGAAAUGCUAAAAUAUUUUAAAACAACAAAAAAAAAGAAUCUAUAUUUAAAUUACAAAAAAGUCAAUAUUAUUGCAUUGAAAAAAAUAGGAACUCCAAAGCAAUUAAAAUAAACUAACAAGGAUAAUAUGAUCAUUAUCGAUUCAAGCAUGUAUAUUUGUUCUGUACGCUGCGCUUGUACUAAUUAAAAUCAAUAUUGCGAAUUA
Lepisosteus oculatus (spotted gar) is the source of this 3472-nucleotide messenger RNA. The record is from RefSeq and is a predicted model, not a curated record. Lineage: Eukaryota; Metazoa; Chordata; Actinopteri; Semionotiformes; Lepisosteidae.